AUGCCCGUACGCACCCGCAAAAUCGGCGUCAACGACAAGGACAAAACCGCUCUCGCAUUCGCCCACGAUGACUUCCGCCGCCAUUGGGUCUCCGGCCAGGUGGGAGGCGGACGCAACACCGAUUCAAGAGUCGCAUUCAACCAACAAGACAACGGGUUCAAGCAUCUAAAGCUCACCGUCGCAAUGCUCUUCGACGCCAAAAUCAACGAGGCACCUGACUUUUCCAACUUCGGUCCCGAGGAAGAGGCCAAAUACCACGCGAUGCUACGCAGCAAGCUCAGCCUUGCGAAGGACUACAUACUCAAGGAGAAGGACCUGUCUCUCGACCCUGACCGAUUCGGUGCGCGCCACGAGCCUGCGUCAUUAGCCCUCGCCGCACCGCCUAUCAUGAUCGACUUGUAUUCUCAGCACAUGAUCCGGCUCCUCCUCGAUAUCUCAGCACAACUUCGCCAGGUCAGCGCUGAGACUCCGGCGGAUGAGGUUGAGACCGUGCUAGAGGGGCCGAUGAGAGAUUACUUGGAGUUCUGGGAGAGGUUACAGAACAGUCUGUCAUGGCAGCUUCCCGGAGAGGAUAACGAGGCUAGGAUGGGCGAGGCGGACAGGGCUAUGAGUGAGGUCUUGGAGAAGUUGGUUGAGCCUUAG
This is a messenger RNA of Alternaria novae-zelandiae, 642 nucleotides long. RefSeq lists its product as uncharacterized. Lineage: Eukaryota; Fungi; Ascomycota; Dothideomycetes; Pleosporales; Pleosporaceae. Bases 1 to 642 code for a protein of 213 amino acids. The transcript has a single exon. The record is from RefSeq and is a predicted model, not a curated record.